This is a messenger RNA of Cynara cardunculus var. scolymus (artichoke), 846 nucleotides long. RefSeq lists its product as uncharacterized. The transcript has a single exon. Gene Ontology annotation, biological process: defense response. Lineage: Eukaryota; Viridiplantae; Streptophyta; Magnoliopsida; Asterales; Asteraceae. The record is from RefSeq and is a predicted model, not a curated record. The coding region runs from base 1 to 846 and encodes 281 amino acids.
AUGGCGCAGACGAGGAUUCUAGAGAUCAACUUGAUCUCAGCGCAAGGUCUGAAAAUUCCCCCUUCUGCUAAGAUGCGCCGUAUGCACACCUACGCAAUCGCAUGGGUGCAUCCCACAGCCAAGCUUCGCAGCCACCUCGAUCGCGUCGGAGGAGAAAACCCUACCUGGAACGAAAAAUUCAUCUUCCGUGUCUCACCGGAUUUCAUUUAUGGCGAUACUUCCGCUGUUCAAUUCGAAAUCUACGCCUGUGGAUACAUCAGAGACUACCUCAUUGGCAACGUUCGUUAUCUCUUAAGCAGCAGUACUCUCACUUCCUCCAAAACCGGCGCAGUAAUCGGAACUCCGGCUUUCUCCGCCGUCCAUAUCCGGCGUCCGUCGGGGAGAGUCCACGGAGUGCUCAACAUCGCUGCUACUGUUUACGAGAGCUCAGCUUUCGCAGCUUUUACCGGAAAAUCCGCUGUAUGUUUUCGUGAUCUGAUAGGAGAAAACGACAAUGAUGAUAAACGCCGCCGUGAACGGCGACUCUCAUGGAAUCUCAGCCGUGACGGAUCGAGGAGGAGCGAACAGUCUUCCGGCGCUGAGUCUUGCGAUUUUCCGAUAAGAGAAUCUACUGAUUUCUCCGACGGAAACGACUCCACGACGUCGUCUUCGUCGUCAUCCCGGACAACGGCAGCGUUCAAGGACUUGAACGGCGUUAGAUCAUCCGUUAAAGUGGCGGGAAAGAAAGAAUUGAAAUCGGACGGUGGAGGUAUGUUGUGUGGUUUGAUGUUGCAAAGGCGGUUUAGUUUCUGUCCAUCGGAUCAGAAUCUUUUGACAUUGGCUGGAUUCCACGGAAGGAAGAUCUAG